Messenger RNA from Musa acuminata AAA Group (dessert banana), 3408 nucleotides. RefSeq lists its product as uncharacterized. The coding region runs from base 79 to 3237 and encodes 1052 amino acids. The record is from RefSeq and is a predicted model, not a curated record. The transcript is spliced from 25 exons. Gene Ontology annotation, biological process: tRNA export from nucleus; rRNA processing. Gene Ontology annotation, cellular component: CURI complex; small-subunit processome; UTP-C complex. Lineage: Eukaryota; Viridiplantae; Streptophyta; Magnoliopsida; Zingiberales; Musaceae.
AAAACCCUAAGCCUGUCUGCCUUCCGUAAAACCUUCCCUCGCCGCUCCCACCACGCCGAGGACGAGGUGGUCGUCGAGAUGGACUCCCUCGAUUUCAAGGUGGGGGAGCUGUUGAAAGAGAUUAUACUCGACGAUUCCGCUAUUGAAACCCUAGACCGAGCUGUCUCUUCCGUCGCCGAUGCCAUCGAGUCGAUCCCGGAGCAGCUGGUCAGCGCCGACGCGGCUCCCAAAUUCGUGGCAGACCUUGGCGUGCCCACCGAUAAGAAACUAUCCUUUACGUUCAAGAGCCCGGAAUCCAUCCAAGUUGGUGGCAGCCACUCGAUUCGAUCCGUCGCGAAGCCAGACAUCAACGUCGACCUUUUAGUUCGGAUGCCCAAGGAAUGCUUCCACGAGAAGGAUUACUUGAACCAUCGGUACCACGCUAAAAGGCUCCUUUACCUCCGCGUGAUCGAGAAAAGCUUGACAACAUGCCCUGUGGUCCGAAAGAUUGGAUGGUCAAGCUUUCAGAACGAGGCCCGUAAACCUGUAUUGAUCGUCUUUCCAGUGGUGAAGUCUGCAGAACUUUCUGACUUCUUUAUUCGGAUAAUUCCAACUGCAACUUCUUUAUUUACUUUUUCAAAGUUGAGUUUGACACGGAACAAUGUACGUGCAUUCACUCAAGAAUGCGGUCUAACUCAAGCAACUCCGAAGUACAAUAGUAGUAUAUUGGAGGACAUGUUCUUGGAAGAAAACUCAGAAUUUGUGAGGAAAGCUUUUCAUGAAUGGAAGAGUUUGAAAGAAGCUCUGCUUUUGCUCAAAGUUUGGGCUCGGAAUAGGAGCUCCAUCUAUACACACAAUUGCUUAAAUGGUUACUUGAUAGCUGUCAUAUUGUCGUACCUUACUGUAGAAUCUGGAGGAAAUCUUAUAACCAAGUCAAUGAACAGGAUGCAGAUUUUCCGUGUCACAUUGAAAUUUAUUGCAACUUCAAAUUUGAUGGCCAAGGGCCUUUGUCUUCAGCCCCGAGGUCAAUGUAACAUAUCCAAGGAGGAUAUGAAUCAGUUCUUGCAAUCUUUCGAUAUCAUAUUUUUGGAUUCAUCUUGCUCUUUCAACUUGUUCUUUCGUCUGACGAGGACAGCUUUUGAGGAGCUUCGAGACGAGGCUUCUUGGAUGCUUAGUUCUAUUGACAAAUGCAGAGGUGGUGGAUUUGAAGAGGUCUUUUUGACCAAGGUGGACUUUCCUGCUAAGUUUGAUUGUUGCUUAAGGAUAAAUUUGAAAGGAAAUUCCAAAAUUUGCUCGUCAAACUAUUGCAUGGAUGAUGAAUGUUGGAGGAUAUCUGAAAAAGAUGUCCACUCUCUGUUGCAACAAGGGCUAACUGAUAGAGCAAGAUUCGUACGUGUGAUAUGGAGAAGCACACCUUCAGACUGGAAUGUAGAAGAUGGCUUCUCAAACUUUGGUAAUGAGCCAAUGCUUGUUGGUGUGUUGGUCAGCUCCCAAGAGAAGAGCUUCCGAGUGGUUGAUAUUGGUCCAAACCCUGAGAAUAAAGAAGAGGUUAUGAAGUUCAGAAAAUUCUGGGGAGAGAAAGCAGAACUUAGGAGAUUUAGAGAUGGGACAAUUGCAGAAAGCACAGUAUGGGAAUGUGAACCAUGGGCGAGACAUCUAAUAAUUAAAAGAAUUUGCGAGUAUUUGUUUGCUAAGCAUUUUCUUCUGACGAAGGAUGACGUAGUUCAUAUAGUUGAUCAGCUGGAUUUUUGUCUGAAACUUAGUGGUAAAGAUCCUGAGUCUUCUUCUGGAGCUCUGCUAGAAGCUUUUGAGCUUUUAUCUAAGAGGUUGCGGCUUCUAGAGGAGAUUCCUCUGAGAAUAUCUAGUGUGCAGCCAUUGGAUCCAGCCUUAAGACAUACAUCUGUGUUUCCUCCUCAACCUCAUCCACUGGCUUAUGAAAAGGGUGUUAACAAAAAACCAUCAAAGCUGGCCACAACCAGUAUUCAAUCACUAGAUGUUAUGAUUCAGUUAGAGGGAUCAGGUAAUUGGCCUGUGGACCGUGUAGCUAUUGAGAAGACUAAAUCUGCAUUUUUGCUAAAAAUUGGUGAAAGUCUACAGGAGCAUUCGGGUGCGCUUUGCAUUGCUACGGAAGAUGAAGUGAAUGUCCUUAUGUCCGGAUAUUCAUUUUGUCUUAGGAUUAUGCAUGAGAAAGGAUUGAACAUGUUGAGAAACCAAGGUGGAAGUGAUAAAAUAAAAGGUACUUCAUCGGUAGAUAAGGAAUUGCUUAUACGGAGCCAGCAUUCCAGUAUGAUAAAUGGUUUACAUGGCCGUUAUCCCACAUAUGGCCCAGUUGUUAGGCUUGCAAAACGUUGGGUUUCUGCACAUCUAUUUUCUUCAUUUUUGGCAGAGGAGGCAAUAGAAUUGGUAGUUGCUUACCUUUUCUUGAAGCCAUUUCCCUUUCAUGCUCCUUGCUCAAGGGUCACAGGUUUUUUGAGGUUUUUGCGGAUGCUAUCAAACUACGAUUGGGCCUUCUCUCCUUUGAUAGUUGACAUAAAUGAGGACUUCACUCCGAAAGAUGAGAAAGAGAUAGAUGAAAACUUCAUGUUAAGCAGAAAAUCUUGUGAAGAAAAUGCUCAAAAUAUCGAGCCAGCUAUGUUCCUGGCUGCACCAUAUGAUAAAGCAUCUGAAGCAUGGACCAGAUCCUCACCAAACAGAUCAGUGCUUAAGCGCAUUUCCUCGUAUGCGCAAAGUAGUGCUGACCUUUUGACGAAUCUCAUUCUCCAUGGUGCUGAUGGUCCUUACACAUGGGAGUGUCUGUUCCGGACUCCUCUGAACACCUAUGACGCUGUUGUUCUUCUCCAUCAUAAUAAGCUUUCUAAUCCUCAACACCUCCUUUUUCCAGCUGAGAUGAACUGUGGGAAGCAAGUGAUACGUGGGAAAGCAAGCAAGGAUUUCCAACCGUACAUGAUCCUCGGUGGUGGGGUGCAAAGCUUGGAGGAUGCAAGGAACAAGGUGAUGGUUAACUUUGACCCAACCAGAUGUUUUCUGGAGGAUCUGAAGAGAGAGUUUCCAAACACCUUCAAAGUCUGGCAUGAUUCUCUUGGAGGUGAUGCAAUCGGUCUGACAUGGGAGAAAAAAGUUUCAAGUUGCUUGCAGAAACGUAGUCGAGAUGGAGAAGAUGCGAGCUGCACGGAGACGACAGAUGCAUUGAAACGGGUGGGGGAGGUGGGUAAGGGGCUUGUGAAGAGUGUACAUCUUUUCAAGGUACCAAGACGAUAAAACAUCAUUCCAAAACGAUGAGUUUUUUGUUUUGCUUCCGAAAUGUCAACGGUGGUAUGGUAAAAGGGUUUUUGAAGUACGAAAAAGAACCCAAAUCUCCAUGCCAUGGUUGAGUUCUGUUGGAAGGAACGAUUCAUUACAAAGGAGUAGAUUAUUGAUAGAUUUAAUUGA